Osmia lignaria (orchard mason bee) is the source of this 2734-nucleotide messenger RNA. RefSeq names its product LysM peptidoglycan-binding domain-containing protein red (gene red). The record is from RefSeq and is a predicted model, not a curated record. NCBI's taxonomy places the organism in Eukaryota, Metazoa, Arthropoda, Insecta, Hymenoptera, Megachilidae.
UAAUUUUUAAGAUAUCAGUAACUUAUAUUUAUACAUAUGUAACGCCCUUUGGAUAUCCAAUCGAAAUACAGCAAACGCUAUCACACUAAACAUCUAUAAAUUGCUAUCACGAUGAUCAGCUGAGUUGAUAUUCGUAGUGCAACUGUUAUAAGAUUGCAAAAAAUGUUCAUUGUGACUAAAAUUACAAAAUUAUAAAAUAUAAUUGUUAUAAAGAAUAAUAAAUUACAGUAAAUUGCAUGUUUUUAAAUGAUUUUAAAUUUAAUUACACUUAAAAAGUAAUUACAGUUUGCUAAUCAAACUGUAGUUCACACCCUAUUAAGUUUUCAUGUUUUGGUAAAGUGUACGACUCUUUCUUUAUGAAAGAAAUAACAUUACUUUGUCAAUAAGAUAAUGCUAUGCGAGCCAAAUUUGGUUAAAUAGGUUAUGUGAUUAUGUUGUUUGAAGUGUACCUACAAUUUUUACGUAUAAAUAUCAAAGCUAUUUAAUAUGUUUAUCACGCUUUAUAAGCGUCAGUAUUAGUUUAAUAAUUAAGAAUGGAACGAAAUGGCGCGAGAGAAAUGGAAGAACGAAUAUGCAUAAGAAGUAGUGGGAAAGCUUUGAAGAAAUAUGGUAGUACAGCCAAGCAUAUUACACGAACUGAAAACCUAAUAAAACACACUGUAUCAGCAACUGAUACCCUUCAAGGAAUUGCUCUAAAAUAUGGAGUUACAACUGAACAAAUAAGAAGAGUUAAUAGAUUAUGGGCUUCUGAUAGUUUAUUUCUAAGAGAACAUUUACUUAUUCCUGUUAGUCCAGAAAGCCCACUGUCAUUACCAAUGGACAAUACUAAUGAAAUUGAACAUAGCGGAGUUCAAAAUGUGUCUAGUCCAUCUUCGGUAACAUCGUCUAUAGAUGAUGAUCAUUCGAUUAAUGACUUUUUAGCUAAAAUGGAUAAUUCUAUAGCCAGUGUUAAAAGAGAAGUUAAACGUACUCAGGGGAAUAGUGAAUUUUGCACAGAUAAUGAUAUUUAUAUACAGCAACAUAGAGCAUCCGCUAAAUUACGUAAUUCACUUCCUGUGACUUCAAGUACAUAUACAACACCGUCUACUUCAGAACCAUUAAGAUCAUCAUCUUCUAGCGAUAUGCAUAACUUUCCAACUGCUGUAGUUAUGACUCAGGGUAGGAAAGUAAAGACAUCAUUACAGAGACUUCAACAACAACAAGAUGAAAUAUUCCAAUUGUAGCAGCUAAAUUUGAUUAGACUGUAAUAUGUUACAAGUUAGCAGCAUCAUUAAAACAUUUGAGAAAAAGGUAUAUUAAUACUGAAUAAUGUACUGGAAUCAGUAGAAGGCUAUUUCAUGUUUGAAAUUUGUUGCUCCGGUGUUAAUGUAAGUUACAUUCAUUGUUUUUCAUAAACUUUAUAUUAUAUUUUCAUUAUAUUCUAAUUGAAAAUAUUUACAGAGAACAAUACUGACCAUUUCUAUUCUGUAGUCUCAGUACUAUGAACAAUGAAUCAAUUAGCUCUCAUAUUGUCCAUGCAUAUUUUUAAAAUAUUUCCAAACGUAUGUCUUAGUAAACCAUAUGUGCCUUUGAUCCAAAUUAAUUGUGUUCUCUUGUCUCUUUACUGUUACUUUUUAAUUUAACAUUUUGAGCUAUCUAUUUAAUGUCCUUUUUGAAUGAUUUCUAUGAAUUAGAAUUUUCUUUUGAGUAACAAAAUUUAAAUACAAUUUAAUUUCUUUGAUAUUCUAUUAUACAACUCAUUUUUCUAAAUCAUUAUCUUGUCUUCCUAAUAGAAUAUUCUCAAUAUUAUUUCUUUAUAUAAUUUAUUUUACUUUUAAGCAGAUCAAACGCCAAACUAGGCAAAUAAAUGCAGCUUUGAUAACAAAUUCUUAAAUAUGUUAAUAAAAAUGAUCCAUUUAAAUAUCUGAAAUAUUAAAAAUAACUAUAGGUUAUAAUAAAAAAUAAUAUUAAAUUUAUUCAUAAUUAAUGUCAGUGCUCAAUUCUUAGUUUUAUCUUUAUAAUAAAUAAUUUUGUGAUUUGUAGCAACGAUUUAUAUUGAAAAAUUUAAUGGAACAAAAAAUGAUUUAUACAUAUUGCACAAAUCAUUUCAAUAUAAAUUUAUAAUAAUUAUGAAUACAUUCGUGAAAUUAAUUUUAAAAUAUUUAAAGUAAAAGUUUUUGCUUCUACUAGCAAUAAAAUUUCCAAAUCAGUUUACAUUCAUUGUGGAAAAUAUUCCAUUUUUAAGAGAUAGAAAAUACUAAGUUAAUUUAGUACACGUUGCAUGUAAUUAUUUUUAGAGUUAUAUAAAUUUACUGUUGAUACAGUUAAUAAAGAUUUUAUGAAAGGAAAGAUAGUACCUGUUAAUACUGUCUACAUUCAAUAUUUUGUUUAUUAGUAUAUUAAUAAUGUUAUUUGCUGAUAUUAUAUAUGUACACAGUUUUAGUAUUGUUAUGUUGUUUACAUUAUGUUAAAUUUAAUAAAAUUAUAUAUUUUAUGGAAAGUGUAUUAAAAAUUCAACUAUGAGUUUAAUGAACAAAUAAUAAAUUUACUUUAAAAUAAUGUAAGAUAAUUGUAGAAAGUAUAAAGUUUGUAUUAAACAAUGUUACAUGGUCUAACUUACAUUUCUACAUGUUAUGAAUUCAUAACAAUUAAUUCAAAUCAGUUUUAAUGCUAUGCAUUAAUGAUUUAUUGUAAAUAUAUUAAAAGUAAGAAAUAUUUUGCGCAUAUUAUAUGAUUUACUAAUUGAAGUAUAAAA